AGCUGUGAGGCGUGGCUCUGUUGCGCUUCUGAUGAUAAGUUUUGCGACGUUCAGUUUCGAAGCGCAACUGAUAGCGAGCUGGUCGGCCAGCGGAAGAAUAAUAUAUUAGUAGUUCAAGUUCAAUUCACUCUUGAGCAAGUAGCCAAAGAAAAGAACAAAUGGCGAGCAAAGUCGCGAUCCUUCUUUUGGCACUGGGACAUCUUGAGGUUGCCCAAAGCCUUGCGAAGCCGGAGCCCGGAGAAUGUCUGGCGCCCACCUACAUGACCCGCUUCAGCGCCAAGCUCUUCCAAGUUAUGAUGAAGUUGGAAGAUCAGGACGGCAACGUUUCCCUCUCACCCUUCGCCGUGCACGCCAUGCUGGCACUGAUCUACAGGGCAUCGGAGGGUGAAACACUCAGCGAAGUGCAGCGGGUCGGCGAGUUCAACCAGCACCCUGUUUUCGUGGCCCUGGACUUCGAGCGACUGAUCAAGUUCAAGGAGCAUCUCCAGAGUGCCAAGUUAAAUUCUUACUCCAGAGUAUUCUACAACCAGAAGCUGGGUAAAGUAAAUUCCCGCUACGACGAGUUCUCCAAAUUCUAUUUUGACAUCGACACAAAGCCUGUGCACAUGGAUGGCGGCGAGGACACGGCAAGAUGGUUACCCUUCUGGAUACAGAGCUCCGGCAUUAGCUCCCACAUGCAGGCCGGUGAAACUAAAAAUUUUGCAAUAAUGCACAACCACGAAGUCUAUGGGCUGGCCGAUCUGCCCGAACUGGACGCCACCGCCUUGGAACUGCCCUUCAAUGACAGUGCCACCAGCAUGCUGAUCCUGCUGCCCAAUCAGCUCGGCGGACUGGCCAGCCUCGAGCAGCAGUUGGCCCAGCCUGAGUUCGAUCUCAACCGGAUCGCCAACCGCCUGCACCGCCAGUCGGUCACAGUGAGCCUGCCCAAGUUCAGUGCCGAUUCCGAUAUUGACAUGACCGAUGCAUUGAAGAUGCUGGGACUCCGGCAGAUGUUCACGGACAGCUCUAAGGUGACCAAAUUGCUCGAUCGGCCGGUGCGCGUGGACAAGAUCCUACAAAGCUCAUCCAUUUUCGUGACGGAGCAGGGAACGUUAUAUUUGCAUUUUUUAGCUAAUAAGCGGUCACUGCCUGCCAAUUCCAAGGAGUUCGUCGCUAAUCGGCCAUUCGUCUUUGCCAUCCGCACUCCCAACUCAGUGCUGGUGAUGGGUCAUAUCAACAGUCCUUGAAGAUAUAAAU
Messenger RNA from Drosophila gunungcola (fruit fly), 1236 nucleotides. RefSeq names its product serpin B5-like. The record is from RefSeq and is a predicted model, not a curated record. The coding region runs from base 159 to 1226 and encodes 355 amino acids. Lineage: Eukaryota; Metazoa; Arthropoda; Insecta; Diptera; Drosophilidae. The transcript is spliced from 4 exons. Gene Ontology annotation, molecular function: serine-type endopeptidase inhibitor activity.